Molecule: messenger RNA, 681 nt
Organism: Varanus komodoensis (Komodo dragon)
Lineage: Eukaryota; Metazoa; Chordata; Lepidosauria; Squamata; Varanidae
Product: izumo sperm-egg fusion protein 2-like
Exons: 7
Coding region: 1-681 (226 amino acids)
Source: RefSeq, a predicted model, not a curated record
AUGCUUCCUGCAAGCCUUUCUUUGCUGCUGCUGCUGCUGCUGCUGCUUCUGACCUGGUUUCCCACAAGCUUCUGGGGUUGCCUGCAGUGCGACCAAAAAUUCAAGCAGAACGUAGCUAAGCUCCGGACUACAGUUGUGCCACGCCAGAUCCAUGACACACGCCUCAAGGCACGGGCCGAAGCACUCCUCAGAGGCCUCGAGGGGAAUUUUUUCCUGCAUUAUGCCACUAGCCAGUUCUCUGGCCUUGCAGUUAAAAGCAAAGUCGAUGCCCUGAUCCACGAGGUGAGGCUCAGCACGGAGCGUCUCCUUCAAACCAGUCUUUCAGACCAGGCUCUGCUGGAAGAACUGGUUGCAUUCCGGAGGAAAGCCACCAUGAAGCUUAAGCAGGCAUUAAAGGAGCACCAGACACAUGCUUGUGAUGAAGAAGGCUGUGCCUGGCUGAGAUAUAAAGCAUUUAACUGCAAAGGAUGCCAAGAGACAGCAGCUGUUUGCUUGACGCUAAGUCAGUGCUUUGUUGAUGCCCAGGAGCGCCUGUCACUUCGCUUUGGGAAGCCCUUGAAGGAUCCUGAUAUCGCCCGAACUGGACUCGCCGUUGUCCUAUGGAUGGGUGCACUGCUAUUUGUGGUGAUAAUCGGCGUGAUACUCAUGUACUGGAGAAACCGGCUAUUGGUGUAUGUUUAG